AUGUCUGAGGAGGACAUCUGUCUGUUCCUGAUGCCUUUGAUCCCGAUCCUGAAUCCAGAUCCUGAAUCCUGUUCCCAGCCAUCACUGAGUCCAGUUUGGGACUUCGCCAGUGCCAGCCGUGUCUACGAGCCAGAUAGAAACGUGCUGAGAAGGAAAGAAUGGGAAAGGAGAAAUCAGGAGGCCCAGCAGGAGGAUGGCGCAUUUAACACGAGUUACUCCCUCUUCAGUGAACCAUACAAGACUAACAAGGGGGAUGAGCUCUCGAAUCGCAUCCAGAAUACGCUGGGCAACUAUGAUGAAAUGAAAGACUUGUUAACUGACCGAUCAAACCAGAGCCAUCUUGUUGGGGUUCCAAAACCUGGGGUUCCUCAGACGUCUCUCCCCAAGCUCGAUGAACAUCUUGUAGCAAACUCGAGACCACCGCCUCCUCCCCCUAUUUCCAGCACUACUUCUUCCACACCAGCAGCCCUAUCUGCCCAGCAGAACAAAAGCGCGACCAUGGGCUGGCAGAAAGCCGGGCACAAUGCCACUUCAGAUGGCCAGCAGAGAGUGAGCAAGCACGGCUCACUGAGGGCCACACUAGGAGACAACAUCAACAGAGUGCAGCACCCGGCAAAGCUCAAUUGUAGCUCGGAAGGAGGAGCUCAAGCUCAAGAGAGGCCAGCAAAGCAUGGUGGCAGUCACUGUGUCCAAAACUUCCCACCUUCUCUUGCUUCAAAGCCCAGUCUGGUUCAGCACAAACCAACAGCUUAUGUAAGGCCAAUGGACGGUCAAGACCAGGCUCCUGAUGAGUCUCCAAAGCUGAAGUUACCAGCAGAGACGACCAAGUCGUAUAGGGGAGUGCCUUCUAACAAGCCUGAUUCAGCCAGGACCAAGUCAAAGAUAGCCAAGUUCAGCAUUCCUAAGCAAGAAGAGGACAGUGGAACAGGAGAUAACAGCUGCAUUGAAGAAAUAUUGCGGGAGAUGACCCAUUCAUGGCCUCCACCACUCUCAGCUAUUCACACACCAGGAAAGGCAGAACAAAGCAAGUUUCCCUUCCCAAACAAGGAGUCACAACAGGGAUCUACAGGACACAGCAAUACAAGGAAAAGUGAUGUUGAGCCAAAGAGUCCAGAGAAAAGCGCAACCCAUACAUCAAUGCUAGAAGAUGACCUCAAGUUAAGCAGCGACGAAGAGGAGAAUGACCAGCAGGCAGCACAGAGAUCUGCUCUCCGCGUUCUAUCUGACAGCCUGGUGGUGCCGCAGUCCAACGCCCGAGCCUCGGGACUCUCCAGCAAGGGGUCGAGCAGCAGCAGCUCCAGUGAAUCCGAGACCAGCUCAGAGUCUGACUCAGAGAGCGAAAGCAGCUCCAGCGAGAGUGACGGCAGCAAGCCCUCGCAUUACUCCAGCCCAGAGUUCUCCUCCUCUUCUUCUUCUUCUUCAUCAUCAUCAUCUAUCGGCUGCAGUGCCUUUGGCUCCAUUAAUGCCAGGACUAGUAGUGAAAUAGCAAAGGAGCUGGAGGAACAGUUUUACACCCUGGUUCCUUUCGGUAGGAAUGAGCUCCUGUCUCCUCUGAAAGACAGUGAUGAGGUAAAGUCACUGUGGGUCAACAUUGACUUGGCUCUUUUGUCCAGGAUUCCAGAGCGUUUGCCUGAAGAGCCGCUGGCCAUGAGCGCCGGAGCAAACCAGGUGGCCAGCCUGCCGCAGGGUAGUAGUGCUGACCCCCCCACAGAGAAGGGUUUACCGAAAUCUAGAAGGAAACGCAAGUGUGAGAAUGAGGAAGAGUGCAGAGACAUCAAGAAGACUCACUUAGAGCGAGAGAGUUCUUCACGAUUAGCUGCCUCUGCCCACAGCAUCACAACAGCAAAUCAUUGCAAUAUGAAUGAAAAUAGCUUGGCAAUACCAAUAAAUAAAAAUGAGAAAAUGCUUCGGUCACCCGUCUCUCCCCUCUCUGAUGCAUCAAAACACAAAUACUCCAACGAUGAUUUAACUUCCUCCAGCAGACCUAAUGGCAGCAGUCUAUUACCUUCCAUCUCCUCCAGCAAAAAACAUAAGGGUGAAAUCCAGUCGCAGCCACAUCCCGGAGACUUAAAUAAAGCAAUUCACAUCAAUUCAGAAAAUGUUCUCUGCAAUAAGCCCCAGUCCCAAACAGAGUCUUGGUCACCUCUGUCCAGCACACCCAGGGACUGCAGAAGGACAAAGCUUAUCUUUGAUGAUAUGCCACGCAAUGCAGAUUACUUUAUGCAGGAAGCUAAACGGAAGAAGCAUAAAGCAGAUGCAAUGGUGGAAAAGUUUGGAAAGGCACUGAAUUAUGCAGAAGCAGCACUAUCGUUCAUUGAGUGUGGAAAUGCAAUGGAACAAGGCCCAAUGGAAUCCAAAUCCCCUUAUACAAUGUAUUCAGAAACAGUUGAACUCAUCAGGUAUGCGGUGAGACUAAAAACCCACUCAGGCCCCAACGCCACUCCAGAGGACAAACAGCUGGCAGCAUUAUGUUACCGCUGCCUGGCCCUUCUGUACUGGAGGAUGUUCCGACUCAAGAGAGACCACGCGGUCAAGUACUCGAAAGCGCUUAUUGAGUAUUUCAAGAAUUCAUCAAAAGCUGCCCAGAACCCAUCUCCUUGGGGUGCCAGUGGAAAGAGCACAGGAACUCCAUCACCCAUGUCGCCUAGCCCUUCUCCAGUCAGCUCUGUAGGAUCCCAGGGAAGCACGGGGGCCCCUUCCCCAUCUCCUAUCAUCAGCAUCCCACAGCGCAUUCAUCAGAUGGCCGCCAACCAUGUCAGCAUCACCAACAGCAUCCUGCACAGCUAUGACUACUGGGAGAUGGCUGACAACCUGGCCAAGGAAAACAGAGAUUUUUUUAACGACCUGGAUGCAUUGAUGGGACCUAUCACCUUGCACAGCAGUAUGGAGCAUUUAGUUCAGUACACUCAACAAGGACUUCACUGGGUGCGGAAUAGCGCUCACUUGUCAUAAUGACUGUGUGCCAUUCACAUGGACAGUAUACCUUUCAUGGAUAAUUCAGUUAUUCUGGACACUGUGCUACAGAAAUAGUCAACCACAGCAUUGAUCCAAACAAAGGUGAAUAUCUCUCCAAUACUGAGCAAAAUUUUUUCUGAGUGUAGACAUGUAUGUGUGCAUAUGUGCAAUAUACAAUGAUGUCUCUCCAGAAUGAAUUGUUCUGUACCACUCUCCAAACAUUUUCAUACACUAGAAAUCCUAGAAAGAACUGAUCUUAAUGCACAAAACAUACCCUUUCUAUUCUUGUGCUGAAAAACUCAGAAACAAAAAUCUUAUGGGUUGAUUGAAUCAAGUGCAAUAAGCACAGAUCCCUAUUCAGGAAAGCUCUCAACAGAUUCUUAACUUUAAGCUUGUACUGAAAUCCUGUUGACUUCAGCAAAGCUUGAGCACAUACACAAGGGCUUUCCUGAACUGGAAUGUAUGGGGGCAAAUCAUAGACAUGGAGAACUUUUACUGCGAGCAUGGACACGUCACAGACGUUUCAACAUUAACGUGCCAUCUCCCUGUUACUACCCCACUGGGGCACAUAGAAGAGUUGUGUAGUCCACAUUAAGUUGG
Molecule: messenger RNA, 3555 nt
Organism: Charadrius vociferus (killdeer)
Lineage: Eukaryota; Metazoa; Chordata; Aves; Charadriiformes; Charadriidae
Gene: AFF3
Product: AF4/FMR2 family, member 3
Exons: 23
Coding region: 1-2952 (983 amino acids)
Biological process (GO): regulation of gene expression
Cellular component (GO): super elongation complex; nucleus
Source: RefSeq, a predicted model, not a curated record